Molecule: messenger RNA, 2468 nt
Organism: Ilex paraguariensis (yerba mate)
Lineage: Eukaryota; Viridiplantae; Streptophyta; Magnoliopsida; Aquifoliales; Aquifoliaceae
Source: the annotation of a GenBank genome assembly
UUAAAGACCCUUUCAACCCACUUCGGCUUUCAUUUCUCUUCUCUCUGUGGAGGCUAAAACCCUGGCAUAAACCCUAACUUUUAGCUUCUGAGAGGAAGAGAUUCAUCCAAUGGCUACGUCAAUGCUUUUACGAUCCAUGAGGCGUCGAGAAUUACAUACGACCUCUUUAGCUUCCUACAGAUCUUUGACGGGUAAUGCUAAGACAUCGUCAGUCACCUCACCUUUGGGUAACAAAUGUGCAAGUUUUGCAAGACACUUUAGUUCAAAGCCACUUGGAAAUGAUGUUAUAGGCAUUGACUUGGGUACCACAAACUCUUGUGUAGCAGUUAUGGAAGGAAAGACUGCCAAAGUGAUUGAGAAUUCUGAAGGAGCUCGAACCACACCAUCAGUUGUUGCUUUCAGCCCGAAAGGGGAGCGACUUGUAGGAACCACAGCUAAGCGACAGGCUGUGACGAACCCAACAAAUACAUUUUCCGGGACAAAACGUUUAAUAGGGAGGCGGUUUGAUGAUCCUCAGACACAGAAGGAAAUGAAAAUGGUGCCUUAUAAGAUAGUCAGAGCUCCCAAUGGAGAUGCUUGGGUGGAAGCUGCUGGACAGCAGUACUCCCCAAGCCAGAUUGGUGCAUUCGUUCUUAGCAAGAUGAAAGAAACAGCUGAGUCGUACCUGAACAAGGGUGUUAACAAAGCUGUAGUUACAGUUCCAGCCUACUUCAAUGAUGCACAAAGGCAAGCCACAAAGGAUGCUGGGAGGAUAGCUGGUCUAGAUGUACAAAGAAUUAUUAACGAACCAACUGCUGCUGCACUAUCUUAUGGUUUAAAUAACAAAGAAGGCACCAUUGCAGUGUUUGAUCUUGGAGGCGGUACUUUUGAUGUUUCUAUUCUAGAAAUAUCCAAUGGUGUCUUUGAGGUGAAAGCAACGAAUGGAGACACAUUUCUUGGAGGGGAGGAUUUUGACAAUGCACUGUUAGAAUUCUUGGUGGGUGAGUUCCGAAGAACCGAAGGGAUUGAUCUAUCAAAGGAUAGGCUUGCACUGCAGAGGCUUCGGGAAGCUGCAGAGAAGGCUAAGAUAGAACUCUCAUCGACCUCUCAGACUGAAAUCAACCUGCCAUUCAUUACUGCUGAUGCUUCUGGUGCCAAGCAUCUAAAUGUAACAUUAACCAGAUCAAAAUUUGAGACUUUGGUGGAUCAAUUGAUUGAAAGGACUAGAACCCCUUGCCAGAAUUGUCUGAAGGAUGCUGGUGUUUCCACCAAUGAAGUAGAUGAAGUUCUUCUUGUUGGAGGUAUGACUCGUGUUCCCAAGGUACAACAAAUAGUUGCUGAAAUUUUCGGAAAAAGUCCAAGCAAGGGGGUUAAUCCUGAUGAGGCUGUUGCAAUGGGAGCUGCAAUUCAGGGUGGUAUCCUCCGUGGAGAUGUGAAGGAGUUGCUUUUAUUGGAUGUAACUCCACUAUCGCUUGGCAUUGAAACUCUUGGUGGCAUUUUCACCAGGCUGAUUAACAGAAACACCACCAUUCCCACAAAGAAGUCCCAGGUCUUCUCUACAGCCGCAGACAACCAGACCCAAGUUGGAAUCAAAGUGCUUCAAGGUGAGCGUCAAAUGGCUGCCGACAACAAGCUUCUUGGAGAAUUCGAACUUAUGGGUAUUCCACCUGCACCUAGGGGCUUGCCACAGAUCGAAGUGACAUUCGACAUUGAUGCCAAUGGUAUUGUUACUGUUUUCGCCAAGGAUAAGACAACUGGAAAAGAGCAACAGAUUACGAUCAGAUCAUCUGGAGGGCUUUCAGAGGAUGAGAUUCAAAAGAUGGUCAGGGAAGCCGAGUUGCAUUCUCAGAAAGAUCAGGAGAGGAAAGAACUGAUUGACCUCAGAAAUUCUGCUGAUACAACCAUAUACAGCGUAGAGAAGAGCUUAACCGAGUAUAGGGACAAGAUUCCAUCCGAGGUGGCAACAGAAAUCGAGUCUGCUGUGUCAGACCUAAGGAAAGCAAUGGGUAAUGACAACGUGGAGGAGAUAAAGGCAAAGAUUGAUGCUGCAAACAAGGCUGCUACAAAGAUUGGACAGCAUAUGUCUGGAGGCUCCGGUGGGGCUGCCUCUGGAGGGUCCCAGGAUGGGGAGCAGCCUCCAGAAGCAGAAUAUGAGGAGGCCAAGAAGUAGAGGUAAAGAUAAUUUAUAGAUGAUGUACUGCGACUUCACACUUAAGCUAAUUAUGGUUGGAAUAGAUUUCAUCAGAGGAAGAAGAUUGCAAAAUCAAUCUAAGGAUUUGGGCAAGAAUAAGAAACAAUGCAGUUUUAGUAUAUUUUACAACAACUUAUUCUUUGAUGCUUUGUCAUCAUUCUUAAGUUUUGAUAUCUGAAACAUCUACAUUUUAAUUAGCAGUAUAAUCUGCAUACUUCUGUUGCUAGGUUUUUUAUUUUGUAUGAUUUCAUAUUGUUGAGAGACUUUCUGUGUUUGUUUCCAGAAUCAUGUUUUUGGG